AUGGUUGCUUUCUGUUCUCCUGAGUUCUCAUACUCAAACAUGGGAUGGCUCUUACAAGAGUUAGACCCUCCACAGUCCUUAAAUAUUAGCCAUAAGGAGAAGAACUAUGCAACAAAUUCAGAGUACUCUUUACCUCAAUACCAUCAAUUCUCUUCAGUGAAGCAACAGCAUGUUGAGAUUGAAACGCCACCACCAUCCCCUAAGCUUAUGGUGAAGAAGCUUAACCACAAUGCUAGCGAACGUGAUCGCCGUAAAAAGGUCAAUACCUUGAUUUCUUCACUUCGUUCACUUCUUCCAGGCGAUGAUCAAACGAAAAAGAUGAGCAUUCCGGUAACAAUUUCAAGAGUGUUAAAAUACAUACCGGAAUUACAAAAGCAAGUUGAAGGAUUAACUAAGAAAAAAGAAGAUCUUCUAUCAAGAAUUUCUCAGCAACAAUAUGCAGUCAACAAAGAAUCACAAAGAAAAAUAAUUCCUAAUUACAAUUCUUCUUUUGUAGUUUCAACAAGUAGGCUUAAUGAUAGUGAGCUUGUUGUUCAUAUCUCAUCUUAUGAUGCUUACAAGAUUCCAUUAUCUGAGAUCUUGAUGUGUUUGGAAAAUAAUGGACUUGUUCUACUAAAUUCUUCUUGUUCUAAAACCUUUGGAGGGAGGCUCUUCUAUAACUUGCAUUUUCAGGUGGAUGAAACUCAAAGAUUAGAGUGUGAUGAUCUUAUUCAGAAGCUUUUGUUAGUAUAUGAGAGGCAGCGAAGUAAUCAAGUAGUGUUGGGAGCUAAAGAUCAUAUGAUCAGGAGUGUUAUGAUAUAUUAG
Molecule: messenger RNA, 804 nt
Organism: Lathyrus sativus (Indian pea)
Lineage: Eukaryota; Viridiplantae; Streptophyta; Magnoliopsida; Fabales; Fabaceae
Source: the annotation of a GenBank genome assembly